AUGGACAUUGAUCUCACGGUAAAAACGGUUGGAAAGCUGUCGGGCCACAAAGCGUGCGUAACGAAGAUUGUAUUUAGCAACGAUGAGAACCACAUCGUCAGCUCAAGCUUGGACAACACUGUUUGUCUGUGGAAUGUGAACAAGCAGUUUCAUAUAAACACCUACAAAGAUGUUCACAAAAAGGGCAUAAACGACGUCGCCCUGUUCCGGGACAAUACGAAAUUUUUCUCAGCAGGAAAUGACGCCCACGUUUACCUUUGGGACACCCUCUCGAACAAGGUUUUAAAUAGGCUGCACGUGAAUGAUAAAGUUAACGUAAUCAGACUGAGCCUGAAUGAGAAGCUGCUCUUUUGCAGCAGAAGCAACUCGGUCAAUGUGUACGACUUUAGGGAGAGGGACUACAAGAAGAAGAACACCCCUUUGCAGGCCUUCAAUGAAGCGAGGGACUCCAUCUCAGACAUCUUUGUGGACGAACACGAAAUCUAUACGGGGAGCAUCGACAACUGGCUAAGAGUGUACGACCUGCGGAUGGGGAAGCUGCUAAGCUACGACAUGAGGUCCUCCAUCCUCAGCAUCGACGUGACGAAUGACAGGAACUACUUCUGUGUGAACUGUAUUGACAAUAGUGCCAAGUUGGUGGAGAAGAACAGCGGAACCCUCCUGGGGCUGUACAGAGGCGACUCGAACAACUGCCACCGGAGGAACAUCAAGCUGGACAACCGAAACAAGUUUAUCCUCUCCUGCACGCACCACAACGAGUUGCACAUCUACGAUCUUGUAAAGAGCAACCUCAUUAAUAACUCCACCGUUUAUAGAAACGUUCAGUAUGAGCAAAAUUUGGAUAUAUACAAAAACACGUAUUGCAAGGUACCCAUAGGGAGACCUACCUACUACGUAACCGUUAACAGACACAUGGUGUUGGAGAGCUCCUACAUCGACAAGGAGAAGUAUGACAGCGUGCUGGGAAAGUACAAACAGUAUGGGAAGAAGAAACAAGUUCCUUCCUUCGAUCGGAACUUCGAAAACGUGGAUAACAAAUUGGUAUGCGGAGAUGUGGACGGUAACAUACACGUGCUGCAGCUAUACUACGGAUGA
This is a messenger RNA of Plasmodium cynomolgi strain B, 1095 nucleotides long. RefSeq names its product mitogen-activated protein kinase organizer 1. The record is from RefSeq and is a predicted model, not a curated record. NCBI's taxonomy places the organism in Eukaryota, Apicomplexa, Aconoidasida, Haemosporida, Plasmodiidae. Bases 1 to 1095 code for a protein of 364 amino acids. Gene Ontology annotation, molecular function: protein binding. Gene Ontology annotation, biological process: mRNA splicing, via spliceosome. Gene Ontology annotation, cellular component: catalytic step 2 spliceosome. The transcript has 7 exons.